Acytostelium subglobosum LB1 is the source of this 351-nucleotide messenger RNA. RefSeq lists its product as hypothetical. NCBI's taxonomy places the organism in Eukaryota, Evosea, Eumycetozoa, Acytosteliales, Acytosteliaceae. The record is from RefSeq and is a predicted model, not a curated record. The transcript is spliced from 2 exons. Bases 1 to 351 code for a protein of 116 amino acids.
AUGUCCUCAUCAACAGAGUCUACAGUUACACCUGUCGGUGCAGAACAGCCACAACAGCAACAGCAACAGCAACAGCAACAACCACAACAAGAACAACAACAGAAUGUAGUAUUGUCUUCAGUGAUAUAUGGAGUUGGAAGAGUGUAUGCUGGCGCUGUAUAUGUUGGUGAGACUUUAGCAGACCUAUUCGGAUUGACAGAGUCAAAGUAUCAAUUCCAUUUAGAUGAACAUAACAUGAAGCAAGAAGAGAAAAAGAAGAAGAUGGAGAGAGAAGGUAUAGAGAUAAGUAAACUAGAGUCUGGCGAAAGUACUAGCAAAGGCAACGAUAACAACAGUCAUGUCGAAGGUUGA